This is a messenger RNA of Physeter macrocephalus (sperm whale), 2959 nucleotides long. RefSeq names its product mitochondrial elongation factor 2 (gene MIEF2). The transcript has 4 exons. The record is from RefSeq and is a predicted model, not a curated record. Gene Ontology annotation, cellular component: mitochondrial outer membrane. Lineage: Eukaryota; Metazoa; Chordata; Mammalia; Artiodactyla; Physeteridae. Gene Ontology annotation, biological process: positive regulation of mitochondrial fission; mitochondrion organization. The coding region runs from base 1479 to 2948 and encodes 489 amino acids.
GACAGGGUACCCUUGCUCUACCGCCCAGUGGCCCCCACUGCCCACGGAAGCCUUUGAGAGCAACAGUCACCUCUCACUAGCUGUGUGACCCUGGACAAGUCACUCUGCCACCCUGUGCCUCAAUUUCCUCGCCCACAGAAUAGAACUAACAAAACCCUGAUGACAAAAGCGUCGUAAGGAACAACUAACGGUCAGGACGGCUGCUGAUCUAGAAUCUGUCUCUCUUGUUGUGUUCUCGGCCCCAAGAAAGCUUAUUCCAGGUGACACCCACACACCUAGCUGUGUGGUUACAUCAGCUCAAUGCCUCUGCCUGGCGUCCAGGCCCUACCUGUGCUCUGACCCCGCCAUCAGCAUAUGGCCGCUAGUGGCAAGGUCGACUCCCCCUGUGUGAGGCCCCAGCGCCCCACCCUGCACAGGCACAGCCUUAUUUGUUAGUUUAUUCACCCCUUCGUUCCCCAUAUUCAAACGCCCACCUCGGGACCCCCAGCCCUUGUGGCAGGAAGCCUGGGGCAGCAUGUGCCUUCAGCGCCCCUGGCUGGUGUCCCCUUCCCCCUCCGGGCACAUUCCCAGCAGGUGACUCAGACUCUCCCAGUCUAGAGAGGACUCACGGGGAUCCCAGGUGAGCAGGUGAGGAUUGGGGCAGAGAAAAGUGGCCACCUGUGCCUGGGCUCAAGUGUGCACACGUGAGUUAAACGCAGGAAGGCGGCCUGUCUCCUGGGCCCUGGCCCAACCCCCGACCCCAGCCACAGCCGGGGCCGCCGGACGCUGCCGACACAGGCUCACGCUACACUGCCCCCAGCCUGAGCCUGCCCACACCCCACCCUGCAGUCGGGAUCACCCUCCAGGAGCCAGGCCAACUCUCAGGGCCUCGUCUCUGGUCACCAGCCCUAACCCUGCCAGUCUCAUUCUCAGGCGUCCAGAACCACUGUGGCCCCCAGUCCCCUCACUGGCUGGAGGGCUGGGCUCGGGUUCCUGGUGGCCCGGGUCAAUCAGUCCAGCACCUGCUCAUACAACUGCCACCCAGACCCUCGCCCAGCUGUUCGACACCACUCUCUCCACAGCAACUAAUUCCUGCCUCCAGAGGGCUGGUUUUAAGCUCCCUCACCGGACGAGAAAGCGAGGCUCGAGGAGGGGAAGUGACUUGCCCAAGCCCACACAGAAUGGGGGGGGCAGGCGGAGGCAGGGCAGAGCCAGCGGCGCGGCCGUGAGUCAGGGCCCGGCUUGGGCAUGUGACGUCACAGGGGAGGGGAGAGAGGGCUGGGGAGGCGGGAGCAAGAGCUCCGACCCGGGCCACCGGCCGGGGCCAGGCGCCAGGAAGAGGCCCGGUGGGGGUUCCCCGCGCACCCCGACGCGGCUCCGAGACCCCGCGUGCGCCCGCCCAGGGUCUCUUUCGCGGGCGCCAAACAGAGACCUGGGGGUGUCGGUUCGGGGCGGGGCCCGGGCGAGCCCGUCCGCGGUCCCGGGCACGCAGGAAGCGCAUGGGCCGGUUGGGGGGCCCGUCCGCCGUCCCGAGGCUCACCUUGAAGUCGUUGCCGCUGAGAUCUACGCCGCGCACGAACGGCAGACUGACCAUGGCGGAGUUCUCCCAGAAUCGGGGCAAGCGGCGUGACGGCGAGGUGCUGGGCGGUGCUGUGGACUUCCUUCUGGCCAACGCCCGCCUGGUGCUGGGGGUGGGCGGAGCUGCCGUGCUGGGCAUUGCCACCCUGGCUGUGAAGCGGCUCAUUGACAGGGCCACCAGCCCUCGGGAUGAGGACGACGCCAAGCAGGACUCCACGUGCCUGGAGGACAGCUGGCAGGAACUGAGCCUGCUCAAGGCCACACCGCGCCUCCAGCCCCGGCCCCGGCCCGCGGCCCUCAGCCAGCCCGUGCCGCCCCCGGCCCCCUCCCCGCCAGCCCCAGAGGGGCCCGCAGACGCCCCGACGUCGCCUCAGCUCUGCUCCCCAGUGCCGUCGGUGUGCCUGACGUUCCAGGAGAAGCUGCUGGCGUUCGAGCGGGACCACGUGACCAUGCCAGUGGCCCACGUGGCUCUGGCCAAGGAGCUGGCCGGCGACAUUGCCCUGGAGCUGCAGGCGUACCUGCGGAACAAGUUCCCAGAACUGCCCUUCGGGGCGCUCGUGCCUGGCGGGCCGCUCUACGACGGGCUGCAGGCGGGGGCCGCCGACCCCGUGCGUCUCCUGGUGCCCCUGGCGCUGGAGCCUGGCCUGUGGAGCCUGGUGCCCGGUGUGGACACCGUAGCCCGGGACCCUCGCUGCUGGGCCGUGCGCAGGACUCAGCUGGAGUUCCACCCCCGCGGGAGCAGCCCCUGGGACCGCUUCCUGGUGGGCGGCUACCUCUCCUCCCGGGUCCUGCUGGAGCUGGUCCGCAAGGCCCUGACCGCCUCCGUCAACUGGCCAGCCAUCGGCAGCCUCCUCGGGUGCCUGAUCCGGCCGUGCGUGGCCUCGGAGGAACUGCUGCUCGAGGUGCAGCACGAGCGUCUGGACCUCCGCGUGGCCGUGCUCCUGGCCACUGCUGGCGCCCAGGCCGGAGACCUCCUGCUGGCCUGGCCCCUGGAGGGGCUGGCCGGCAACCUCUGGCUGCAGGACUGGUACCCGGCAGAGGCUGCCCAGCUGCGGGCCCUGGAUGAGCGCGACGCUGGGACCCGCCGGCGGCUGCUGCUGUUGCUCUGCGGCGUCUGCCGUGGCCACCCGGCGCUGGGGCGGCUGGGCCGCAGCCCCCUGGCCCAGGUGGUUCUGCACCUGGGCGAGCAGGAAGCGGACUGGGGCGAGGAGGCCCUGGGGGAGCGCUUCCUGCAGGCCCUGGAGUUGCUCAUCGGCAGCCUGGAGCGGGCCAGCCUGCCCUGCCGCUUCAGCCGUGGCGUGAAUCUCCUGGACGGCCUGCGGGAGGAGGACAUCGACGACAUGGGCUGUGCGCUGUACUGGGGCCUGCGGGCCCCCGAGGGGCUGCUCUAGAGGCGUGGGCC